This is a messenger RNA of Poecile atricapillus (Black-capped chickadee), 7761 nucleotides long. RefSeq names its product laminin subunit gamma 1 (gene LAMC1). Gene Ontology annotation, molecular function: extracellular matrix structural constituent. The transcript is spliced from 28 exons. The coding region runs from base 181 to 4983 and encodes 1600 amino acids. The record is from RefSeq and is a predicted model, not a curated record. Lineage: Eukaryota; Metazoa; Chordata; Aves; Passeriformes; Paridae.
UUCCGCGAGGCGGGGGCAGCUCCAGCCCUGCUCCGCUGCGGGACUCCGCUCCCGGCCUGCUCCGCGCCCGCCCCGCCCCGCCGGGCCUCGCCCGUCUCAGCCUGUGGCCGGCGCGGACCGGCGGCACCCGGCGAGCGAACGACUCCCCUCCGUGACCCCGCUGGCUCUCGCAGCCCCGUCAUGGGGGACGGCGGUGAACGCUGGGCGCUGUGGCUGUGGGUACUGUGGCUGUGGGUGCCCGCGCGGUGUGGCGGUGCCAUGGACGAGUGCGCGGAGGAGCGGAGCGGGCGGGCGCAGCGCUGCAUGCCGGAGUUUGUGAACGCGGCGUUCAACGCUACGGUGCUGGCCACGCACACGUGCGGGGCGCCGGCCGAGGAGUACUGCGUGCAGACCGGGGUCACCGGCGUCACCCAGUCCUGCCACCUCUGCGACGCCGCCCAGCCGCACCUGAGCCAUGGCGCCGUGUUCCUCACUGACUACAACAGUCCGGCCGACGCGACCUGGUGGCAGAGCCGCACCAUGCUGGCCGGCGUGCAGCACCCCACCGCCGUCAACCUCACCCUGCACCUGGGAAAAGCGUUUGACAUCACGUAUGUGCGCCUGAAGUUCCACACCAGCCGGCCUGAGAGUUUUGCCAUCUACAAGCGCACACAGGAGGAUGGCCCUUGGGUGCCCUACCAGUACUACAGUGGAUCCUGUGAGAGCACCUACCACAAAAUCAACCGUGGCUUUAUCCGCACUGGGGAGGACGAGCAGCAGGCACUCUGCACUGAUGAGUUCAGUGACAUCUCCCCUCUUACUGGAGGCAAUGUGGCCUUCUCAACACUGGAGGGGCGUCCCAGUGCCUACAACUUUGACAACAGCCCGGUGCUGCAGGAAUGGGUGACGGCUACAGAUAUUAGAGUGACCCUCAAUCGUCUGAACACAUUUGGAGAUGAAGUUUUCAAUGACCCAAAAGUUCUCAAGUCUUACUACUAUGCAAUUUCUGAUUUUGCUGUGGGUGGUAGAUGCAAAUGCAACGGGCACGCAAGUGAGUGUGUGAAGAAUGAGCUUGGGAAGCUGGUCUGCAACUGCAAGCACAACACCUUUGGAGUGGACUGUGAAAAGUGCCUUCCUUUCUUCAACAACCGCCCAUGGAGGAGGGCAACCGCAGAGAGCGCCAACGAGUGCCUGCCAUGCGACUGCAACGGGCGGUCCCAGGAGUGCUACUUUGACCCCGAGUUGUACCGUGCCACGGGCCACGGCGGCCACUGCACCUCCUGUGCCGGCAACACAGAUGGACCCCACUGUGAGCGCUGCCGGGACAGCUUCUACCGCCUGGCCAGUGAUGAGGCCUGUCUGCCAUGCAGCUGCAAUCCAGUCGGCUCCCUCAGCACACAGUGCGACAGCUACGGCCAGUGCAGCUGCAAACCUGGUGUGAUGGGGGACAAGUGUGACAGGUGCCAGCCAGGGUUCCACUCCCUCUCUGAAGCUGGGUGCAGGCCAUGUUCUUGCAAUGCUGCUGGUAGCACAGGGGAAUGCAACAUUGAGACAGGGCGAUGUGCGUGCAAGGACAGUGUGGAGGGAUUCCACUGUGAGAGAUGCAAACCUGGAUUUUUCCAUCUGGAUUCCUCCAAUCCAAGAGGCUGUACCCCCUGCUUCUGUUUUGGACACUCUUCAGUCUGCACCAGUGCUGUGGGCUACAGUAUCUAUAACAUCACAUCCCGCUUCCAGUUUGGAGAGGAUGAGUGGCAUGCUGAGCAGCGUGAUGGCUCGGAAGUCUUUCUCCAAUGGAGUGCUGAGACCCAGGAUAUCUCCGUUAUCUCAGACACCUACUUUCCCAUGUACUUCGUUGCGCCCCGCAAGUUCUUGGGCAACCAGGUUUUGAGUUACGGGCAAAACCUGACUUUCUCCUUCCAUGUGGACAGGCGGGACACACGCCUCUCUGCAGAGGACCUGGUGCUGGAAGGGGCUGGGCUGAGGGUGUCAGUGCCUCUCAUUGCCCAGGGCAACUCCUACCCCAGUGAGAAUGUGCAGACCUACACCUUCAGGCUCCAUGAGGCUGCAGAUUACCCGUGGAGGCCUGCUCUUACGGCAUUUGAAUUCCAAAAGCUUCUCUACAACUUGACUUCCAUCAAGAUCCGUGGGACAUACAGUGAGAGAAGUGCCGGUCACCUGGAUGAUGUCACCAUCACAAGUGCUCGUCCCGGACCCGGUGUGCCUGUGGCCUGGGUGGAGAGCUGCUCAUGUCCAGUGGGAUAUGAGGGGCAGUUCUGUGAGCGUUGCACCUCUGGGUACCGGCGAGAGACCCCAAGCCUCGGGCCCUACAGCCCCUGUGUGCCUUGCACAUGCAACGGGCACAGCGAGACAUGUGAUCCCGAGACGGGCAUGUGCAAUUGCAGGGAUAACACAGCAGGGACUCACUGUGAGAAGUGCAGCGAUGGGUAUUAUGGCGAUGCCACAGCUGGCACAGCCUCAGAUUGCCAGCCCUGCCCGUGCCCAGGCAUCUCAAGCUGUGCCGUUGUGCCCCGCACCAAGGAGGUUGUGUGCACCAGCUGUCAGGCUGGCACUACAGGCAAGAGGUGUGAGCUGUGUGAUGAUGCCUAUUUCGGAGACCCACUGGGCCAAAAAGGUGCCGUGAGGCCCUGCCGCCUAUGCCAGUGCAACAACAACAUCGACCCCAAUGCUGUGGGCAACUGUGACCGCCAGACCGGCGAGUGCCUCAAGUGCAUCUACAACACUGCUGGCUUUUACUGUGACCGCUGCAAGGAUGGCUUCUUCGGGAACCCCCUGGCCCCUGACCCCUCUGACAAGUGCAGAGCUUGUCACUGCAAUCCCUAUGGCACAGUGAAUCAGCAGACGAUUUGCAAUCAAGUGACUGGGCAGUGUGAGUGCUUGUCUCAUGUCACUGGGAGGGACUGCAGUGCCUGUGAGCCUGGAUUCUUCAACCUCCAGAGUGGACGUGGCUGUGAGAGGUGCAACUGCCACGUGCUGGGCUCCACCAGUGGGCAGUGUGACAUCCAAACAGGGCAGUGCGAGUGCCAGCCAGGUGUCACCGGCCAGCAUUGUGAUAGAUGUGAGGCAAACCACUUCGGCUUUGGCUCUGAAGGCUGUAAACCUUGUGACUGUGAUCCUGAGGGCUCGCAGUCCCUGCAGUGCCGGGAGAACGGUCACUGUGAGUGCAAGGAAGGCUUCGUGGGUAGCCGCUGCAACCAGUGUGAGGAGAACUAUUUCUACAACCGCUCGUGGCCAGGCUGCCAGGAGUGUCCAGCCUGUUACAGAUUAGUGAAAGAUAAGGUAGCAGAGCAGCGUCAAAGACUGCUGGAGUUGGAAAAUAUUAUAGCAAAUCUGGGUACGAGAGAAGAAACUGUAACUGAUGAAGCCUUUGAAGAGAGGUUGAAGCAGGCAGAAAGAGAAGUUACAGAGUUACUCCAUGAAGCACAAAAGAGCAAAGACGUAGAUCAGGGCCUCAUGGAUCGUCUCAGAGACAUCAACAGCAGCUUAGUGAGUCAACUCAACAGGCUGAGGAACAUCCAGGGCACGGUGCAGGACACAGAGAACCUGGCGGAGCAGGCGCGGGUGCGGGUGGAGGACACUGAGGACCUGAUCAGCUUGGCUUCUGAUAUGCUGGAGAAGGCCAAGAUGGCAGCUGUCAAUGUGUCCAUUACAUCUCCAGAGCAAAUUGGGGACCCCAACAACAUGACUCUCUUGGCAGAAGAGGCCCGUAAGCUGGCAGAAAGGCACAAAAAGGAAGCUGAUGAGAUUGUUCACACAGCCAAGGCUGCAAAUGAUACUUCCACAGAAGCAUAUCAACUGCUGAUAAAGACCCUGGCUGGAGAAAACCAAACUGCAGUUGAUAUUGAUGAGCUCAACCAGAAGUACAGUCAAGCAAAGAAUAUUUCUCAAGACCUAGAGAAACAGGCCAACAAGGUGCUUGUGGAGGCAGAGGAAGCUGGAAACAGAGCCCUGGAGAUAUAUGCUAAUCUCACCAGCCUGCCUACUGUGGAUUCCACAGGGCUAGAGAAUGAAGCAAAUAAGAUCAAUAAGGAAGCAGAAGAACUGGAUCAACUAAUUGCCAGGAAGCUAAAAGAUUAUGAGGACUUGAGAGAAGAUAUGAAAGGAAAGGAGCUAGAAGUAAAGAACCUCUUGGAGAAAGGGAAGACAGAGCAGCAGACUGCAGACCAGCUCUUGGCUCGAGCAGAUGCAGCAAAAGCCCUGGCUGAAGAAGCUGCUCGGAAGAGCAGUGGCACACUACAGGAGGCCAAUACCAUUCUCAGCAAUCUGAAAGACUUUGACAGGCGGGUGAAUGAUAACAAGACAGCAGCUGAGGAGGCGCUGAAGAAAAUCCCUGCCAUCAGCCAGACCAUUGCAGAGGCCAACAACAAGACACACCAGGCAGAGCUGGCACUGGGCAAUGCUGCUGCUGAUGCCCGCGAGGCCAAGGCCAGAGCAGAUGAUGCUGAGAAAAUUGCCAGCUCCGUUCAGAAGAGUGCUGCUGCUACCAGAGCCGAAGCCGACAAGACCUUUGCUCACGUGACAGGACUGGCCAGGGAGGUGGAUGACGUGAUGAAGCAGCUGCAGGAUGCAGAAAAAGAGCUGAAGCGGAAGCAGGCCAGUGCUGAGCAGGAUAUGAAGAUGGCAGGCGAGGCCUCACAGGCUGCCCAGGAGGCAGAAGACAAUGCAAGAAAAGCUAAGAACUCCGUGAACAGCCUACUCACUGUCAUUAAUGACCUGCUGGAUCAACUAGGGCAACUGGAGACUGUGGACUUGAACAAAUUGAAUGAAAUUGAAGGUACCCUGAACAGUGCCAAAGACCAGAUGAAAGAUAGUGACCUGGACCAGAAAGUGUCUUUCCUUGAGAGAGAAGCCAAGAAGCAAGAUGAUGCGAUACAGGCCUACAACAGGGACAUUGAAGACAUCCUGAAGGACAUUAGCAACCUGGAAGACAUCAGGAAAACCUUGCCAUCUGGCUGUUUCAACACCCCGUCCAUUGAGAAACCCUAAGGGCGUGCUAGGGGUGGGGGGAAUCGCUGUGGUGAGUGGUGAUUCAGCCAUGUUUGGCCAUGGAGUGCCUUAACACACAUUACCGUCUCCAAAUCCCCAACUCUUCGCUGCUCGCAGCCACUGUUUUCUUCUCAAAUCAGGAUAAGUUGAAAGGGGUUUUUUUUUGUUUUGGUUGGGGUUUUGGUUUUUGUUUUGGGGUUUGUUUUUUUUUGUUGUUGUUGUUAGUUUUGUUUUGGGGUUUUUCUGGUUUUUGUUUGUUUUGUUUUUGUUUUAUUUUGGGUUUUUUGUUGGUGUUUUUUGUUUCUUUGGUUGGUUGGGUUUUUUUGAGAAGCAAAUUAAUUAAAUAUCCAUCUUUGGGCAUCAAAGGGGUUUUUUAUAUAGAUUGUUUUCCUGAGCUCUCUACCUUUGCCCCUUCCUCAGACACAGUUUCCCUUAGAUUAGUGCAAGGAUGAGAGAUGCUCUGGACUUUAUACUGUGGUUCAGAAAUAACUAUGUGAGCUGUAUACAGCAAGGCAAAACUAACACAACUUUCUCUCCUGUUUUCUCCCUUUGACUGUAAAAUCCUCAGUCCUGGAGCUCUUUGAAGCCCCCUAUGAAGGAAGGGGAUGGCUACCAAAGUAUUACUGUAAUAGCCAGUAUAGCUGCACUCAAUUCAGAUCCUUCUUCCCAACUUCUAACCCUGUGAAUUUAUUUUUUUCAUCAUUACUUAGUGGCCAGUCCAACAGUGUUGGUAGUCUUUGACAAAAUAUCUGAAGCCUCUUUCUGAAAUGCUUUCUGUGAUGAUGCAUUGCUAUGAGAAAAAGGCAGCCUCUGAUUGGAGCUCUUUGGGAAGAUGGGAUACUGGUGGAGUGAUGGGUUUCGCCAGUCCCACUUCUGUGGAGAAGUUUUGGAUCUGGAUUGAAAGCUGCUGCCUGCUGGGUAGUCCAGACUGCCAGAGUGUGGAAGCCACAAGCUGCACUUCCAUCUGUUGCUACUGAAUUUCCACAGGAUCUGGUUUUCUGGGCUUGAAAUGUGACUGACAGAUGAGUUUGUUGAAGCAGGACAAGUCUUGCUGAAGAGGAGAGCUGUCAUCCAGAGAGCUCCAACAGCUGCACUGGCCUCCAUGCUGAAUGUCUUUGGAUGGGGAAGGAAGGGGGCACAUGAGUGGAAAUGGAAAGGUUUUUUUUUUUUUCUUCCCAUGUUUUUCCUGGAGGAGGACAGUGGGAUUUUUAUCUCUCCUGCCAUUGCUCUGGCGUUUGCCUGUUUCAAAGCUGGGAGGAAGAGCUGGAAUUUCCUAGUGCCCUCCUUUCUUUUUGCCUCCAGAUCUCCCAGUCACUGUAAAGCUGCUGCAGUGCUGGGACCUCAGGCCAGGCUCAGGCACCAGCUCUGCCUUUUACACCACUCACAUUGCUUCCCUGCAGGCUCCCUCCUCAGGCAGUGCUCAUUGGUGCUGGGUGGGUGUGGCAAGGAGCCCCUUGCUCCCAGACAAGAGCAUCCUCUGCAGCUUCUUCCUUGCCUCCAGCCUGGCAUCCCUCCCCGCUUUCCCUGAGAUCCAGUAUAUAUAUCUAUCUUUAAACACUAUGCAACUUUGUACGUUUGUGUAUCGGGGAAGAACUUAUUAUCUGACACACACUGGUGCUAUUAAUUAUUUCAAAUUUAUGUUUUUUGUGUGAAUGUGAUUUUUUUGUUUCUGUUUUUUUUAUCAUGAUUAUAGUGUGAGGAAGUCUCUCGUGUGUGUGUAUGUGUGUGUAAAUAUACUCAGCCAUAUUUCCAGAGUCGCACAGCCUGGCCUCCUCUGUGUGCUUUCCCCUGUAGCCACUGGGGCAUGUGCACCAUGUAUCACUUCUCUCUAUAUCAUUCUCUUAAAACUUGGGAUUUCUUCUACCUGGGCUCCUGCUUGCUUCCCUGUAUCGUAUCGCCAGCACCCAUCUUUGCCUGUCAGGUGGAUGCUUUCCAUCCCUGUCUCCAAAGCCAGCCCUGCCCCCCAUGAUGCCUGCAGCACCCAGUUCUGUGUCACUUGUCCCCUGGGAUGCUGUGCCAGGAGUUGAACGGGGGCUGUGGUUUUGCAGCUGGGCUGUGAGGAGCUGUAGUACUGUUGGGAGACCAGACCAGCGCUGAGGCGGUCAGAGAGCUGCAUUUGGGGGCAUCUUGAUAUCACUGUGCAAAGCAGGAGGCUUAGUGCAGACAGAGGAUAUUUGGUAUCCCAAAGUCUGCAUGGCUCUUGAAUCCCUUCCCUUAAUGAUUGUGGAAUUUCCCUCCUGCCUGGAAACACCUCUGGAGGAGGGCUCCCUGUGCCUGCACACACAGGGACAUUGGGGUGCUCUGGGAAGAGCUGUGACCACAUCACCUCUGCUGAGGCUGUGAGAAGAACAGAUGCAAAGAUGUGUGCAUGUCCUGGCUGACCUCAGGCCUAAGGUUUCCUGCUUUCUUGUGGGUUUUUGGUUUUUUUUCUUAAGCCGUUUUUAACAGAAUUUUAUUUUUAAAUAAAAGAAAAUCUUUAUAAGCAAUCUGUUAAUCAGUACUUCAUUACAGCCAUUAUUCAUUGUAUAAGUCCAGUUAUUUCUUUACAUAAUGUGAUGAUGUGACAGCUGCUGGUGGAGUGCUGGGUGUCAUGGAUGACGCAUGACAUCUCUUCAUCACCUUAUUCCUGACUGUGGCCUCCUCAGUAUGUGCCUUCACUCCAGCACAGAUCUGUGGUCUUGCUGUCUGGGGUGGUGAAUAAAACGCAACACUUGCAGUUUUUAUGUAUAAAACGGUAUUUCUUAUUUAUAAUAAAGUCUGAAUAUUUGUAACCCCUUA